CUCUGGUACUUGUGCUUCUGUAGUGAGCAGACGUACCUCCACACAAUUGUAACAUUAUCUAUGGGGUCGACAAGUUAAUUUUAGGAUGCUGCUCUUCUGCGGUGCACAGUUGUUAACACACACACACACAUACAGACAGAAAACCACAGAACCGAAAUAUUCACCAUCAAAGUUGGUCAAGCCUUCAAAGAAGGAGAUUCCGGGAAAUUGUUCAACACGAUAACAGAAUGACUGAAACCGAUGUCUACAAAGAAAGUAGCAAUCGAUGGCGAAUGGUCGCUAUUUUCUUUCUGCUGCUGUCCCUGAUGCUGUUGGUGAUAAUCAUAUUCAUUGUUUUGAGUCAUCGCAGCGAUGACGUCGCCAUAAUCACGUGCAGCAAGAAACGAUCUAGCAUCGUCGUGACGGAGGCUGAUUCGCCAGACGUGUUUCACGAUCUAACCGCCAAAGAGCUGGAAAACAUAAAAACAUUUCUGUAUGGACUGCCAGACCUUAAUAUAGCACAGCCUGAACAGGUGGGCAUAAACACGACUUACGUGUUCGCUAUUGAUCUCUUCCUUCCACCCAAAUACAGGGUUCUUGACUACCUGGAUGGGAAUGGUAGAAAACCGCUGAGACAGGCAAAGGUAGUGGUCAUCAGAGGUGAUGCAAAUCCCCCGGUCAUCGCCGAAUACAUUGUCGGACCUCUGCCAAACCCGGAAGUAUACGAGCUGCUAGAGUCGUCUGCUAGAAAGAACCCUGUUAACAUCGCAUUCAGACCAUUGGAUAUCAUUGAAGUGAUUGCCCUUUACGUGCACGUAUUUCGAAAAAUAGACGACGAACUGGGGCACAUUUUGAACGACAGCUUUGGCGCAACUUUCACACACUGUGGAGACAGGUGUUUGACGUUUUACCCGAUAUUCGUGACGUCUGUUCUGCAGAACACGAUAGCCAGGAGGAACUGGCUUACCACGCUGUAUGACGUCGAGUUCCCGACACUGCACCCUGUAGACUUUGCUGUGUUGGUUAACCUCAACACCACGAACCCAGAAUUGUUCUUUGUCGAAAAGCUGAUAUAUGCUGGAGACGAAUUCAACAACACUGACCACUUCAAAUCCGAGUACGAAGCUGGUAAUACUAAACGGCUGAAGACGCCCUUUCCCGAGAUGUCGCGUGAACUGUUCUCGUCCAUGAAUAUGCGAGGCGAUCCGGUCCCAGUACAUCCACAGCAGCCUCCUAGACUUGUAGAACCCGACGGUGCACGGUACACCGUUAAGAACAGACACAUCGAGUACAUGCAAUGGCAGGUUGAUAUCAGGAUGUCCAUACUCUCGGGGCCACAGAUAUACGACGUCCGUUUCAACGGAGAAAGGAUAGCCUACGAAAUUGGUCUACAGGACAUAGGCGUGUUCUAUUCGGGGCACGACCACAUCCAACGGAUAGCAAACUACAUGGACGGUCUGUCCGCGCUGGGGAGUAAGACCAAGCCUCUCAUUCCCGGAGCUGACUGUCCAGAAACGUCCACCUUCAUUGGGAACAGCUUCGUCGUGGGUACCACGGCCGGUGUCGGUCAAAUGGACAGAGUCUGGUGUGUGUUCGAGCAGAAUUCCGGCAUGCCUUUAAGACGUCAUAUGUCGUACGCUGCAGAAGAAGGUUCCUUUUAUGGCGGGAUGCUUGACAGUGCCUUAGUGAUCAGAUCCAUCAUCACUUUCUCGAACUACGAUUACGCUAUUGACUAUACAUUCCACCAGAACGGUGCUCUGGUGGUGCAGGCUCUGUCCACGGGAUAUGUGACGUCCUUCAGGAAGCAGUCGGAACACUCGAGUUAUGGAUUUGAAAUCCACAAGGACAUCAUUGCCAAUCUGCAUCACCACAUGUUCAACUUCAAGGUGGAUUUAGAUGUACUGGGAACAGACAACAGGUACGAAACACUGGACUUGUCCACGGAGAGUGUUUCCAACCCGUAUUCUGACGAUCCUGAUUCCAAGUACUGGCAGGUUAAAAUGGACACCACUCUCAAACGUAACGAGCUGGACGCAGCAUAUAAAUUUAAUUUUAACACACCAAAAUAUCACCUUUUCCACAAUAACAAGAAACGAACAGAAAAUGGAGUGAAACGUGCUUACAGGGUCGUGUUUGACGGAAUCUCCAAACAGCUGCUUCCAGAAAACCAAGGCAACGAGCUGGCGGUGUCGUGGUCACGUUACCAGAUGGCGGUCACCAAAUACAGCAACGAUGAGCGGGACAGCAGUUCGCCGUAUGCGGCGUUCGACGCCAUCUCACCGACCGUCAACUUCUCGUCCUUCCUGGACAACAACGACAACCUCGUCGAUGAGGACCUGGUUCUGUGGAUCUCCCUUGGAAUGUAUCACAUCCCUCGCAGCGAGGAUCUGCCAGUGACGUCCACACUUGGUUCUGAGCGGAGGUUCCUUCUGCUGCCCUACAACUACUUCCACCAGUGUCCGUCCACGGCCUCCCGCGACGCCGUCAGGAUGGAACUCGUCAACAGAUCCGCUCCCCAGGAAGGCGUCCGCCUCGUGCGCUAUGGCAACGACAGCACCACGUCCUGUAUCGCCCAGUUUAACGAGUGGGUUAACAAGGGUUUCAGGGAGAAUCCCGACAUGGGCCUUCAAAGCAAACGUGAUAGAGGAACCUUUUAGAUGACUAAACAGCUAGAUAUCUCAAAAAAUUUCAUUUGCUAAUCAGUGACAUUAAAAAAAAAUUAACUGUCUGAUCCGAUCACAGACAUCUCCAAUUUAUAAUUUGCCAAAAAGUGACAUUUUAACGGUCUCAUCCAAUCGCAGACAUCUCAAAUGUAUCAUUUGCCAAGGAGUGACAUUUUAACUGGCUGACCCUAUCAUAGAUAUUUCAAAUUUAUCAUUUAACAAGCAGUGAUAUUUUAACACUAAGAUUCGUCACAGAUGUUUCAAAUUAUAAUUUGCCAAGGAGUGACAUUUUAACGGUCUGGUCCUGUUUCAAAUUUAUCAUUUGCCAAGGAGUGAAAUUUUAACUGUCUGGUCCUGUCUCAAAUUUAUCAUUUGCCAAGGAGUGAAAUUUUAACUGUCUGAUCCUAUCACAGAUGUCUCAAAUUUAUCAUUUAGCAAGGAGUGACAUUUUAACUGUCUAAUCCUAUCAGACGUCUCUUAUUUAUCAUUUAACAAGGAGUGACAUUUUAACAACAAAGGAAUGUUUAAUGGCACAUCAUAUUUUUUUUUCAUGCCAGUGCUGUGAUAUGAAUUUAAUAAUAAAAAGUGAAAUGUGUUAAAAGCUGAAA
Messenger RNA from Gigantopelta aegis, 3250 nucleotides. RefSeq names its product putative amine oxidase [copper-containing]. Gene Ontology annotation, molecular function: quinone binding; primary methylamine oxidase activity; copper ion binding. The transcript has 4 exons. Bases 228 to 2636 code for a protein of 802 amino acids. Gene Ontology annotation, cellular component: plasma membrane. The record is from RefSeq and is a predicted model, not a curated record. Gene Ontology annotation, biological process: amine metabolic process. Lineage: Eukaryota; Metazoa; Mollusca; Gastropoda; Neomphalida; Peltospiridae.